CCGAAGUCAGCCCUAUAGCUUCGGCGCAGUGCCGAUCACUGACGUUUGUCAACAAAAUGGUGCUUGACUCUUGAGACAGGCUAAAUUACACCAUAUUGUUAAUGACAUUGAGCAUACAUUUUUUUAAAUACCUUCGCGAAGUAAAACUUCUGUACGUAGUACUUAUUAUUAUUCUGUGGUCGUACCUGAGCCACGUGCGGCUGAAGCACCCGUCGGAGUUUAUCUGCGGCUCGUGCGGGUACUCCUUCGUCAGCCGGCUCGGGCUCAGCAUGCACCGCACCAUGAUGCACAAGGACGCCGAACCAGAAGAAGCUGAAGGUGAUAGCACUGAAGGCGGUUACUGUGCGCUUUGUGAUGUCAAAUUCUCGUCAAUGGAGGCCUACCGCCGGCACAUGGUCACCUCGGCCAAGCACACGCAGGACCAGGACUUUAAGAACGGCUGUCGCGAGUGCGGCGAGACGUUCACCAGCGAGGAACAACUCCGCGCGCACCACCGCCGCCAACACGCGCGCAAGCGGCCCAAGAACUACGGCAAGAAGCCCUGCCCAUUCACCUUCCCUACGCUCUGUCCUCACUGCCCGGAGACAAUAGAGAAUGCGCGGGACUACUGGUCGCACUUCAGGCGCGUGCACCCCGACCAGCCCUACCCCAUCCAGAAGAACUACGUCUGCGACAUCUGCGGGAAGAGCUUCCGGGGCAACGCGUUCCUAACAUACCACAAGCGGACGCACUCCGAAGAGCGCAUGUACAAGUGUGCGCAGUGCCCGAAGGCCUUCUACAACCGCACCAACCUCCAGCUGCAUGAGAAGACGCACUCCGACACGCGGCCCUAUCCAUGCUCCGUCUGCUUCAAGGCCUUCAAGGCCAAAGGCGCCCUGGACCGCCACUUUAGGGUAACUAUACUGACACGACACUAAGCAGGCACUACGCAUCCAAGCUGCGCUCUUACCCUGCUCCGUUUGCUUUGAGGUCUCACAGGCCAAGGGCGCCCUGGACCGCCACUUUAGGAUGCACGAGAGGAAACUCGCGGAUGCCCGGCCUUUCCCCUGCUCCGUCUGCUCCAAGGCGUUCAAGGACAACAGCGCUCUCGUGCGGCAUUUCAGGAUCCACACAGGCGAGAAGCCGUACGAGUGCGAAGUCUGCGGCAAAGGUUUCGGCCAGUCCAACAGCCGCAAGCUUCACGUGCUCACUGUGCACCUUAAGCAGCCCGCGCCCUACGUCAGCCGCGCGCGUCUGCAGCGUGGCAAGGGCAAGCCCGCCGACAAACCGCUCUACUAGCGCCGGCUGUCGGCACUCGCGCCGACU
Ostrinia nubilalis (European corn borer) is the source of this 1305-nucleotide messenger RNA. Its product is annotated as zinc finger protein 69-like. The record is from RefSeq and is a predicted model, not a curated record. The coding region runs from base 102 to 917 and encodes 271 amino acids. NCBI's taxonomy places the organism in Eukaryota, Metazoa, Arthropoda, Insecta, Lepidoptera, Crambidae. The transcript has 7 exons.